Protopolystoma xenopodis is the source of this 897-nucleotide messenger RNA. Lineage: Eukaryota; Metazoa; Platyhelminthes; Monogenea; Polystomatidea; Polystomatidae. The record is from the annotation of a GenBank genome assembly.
GUUAUUCAAAAAAUCGGUCAAUUCACUAAAGUUAAAUGUCACUUGUGUGUCGGUGGGACCCGGCCUAAUGAUGAUGUUUCUAGUCUUCAAAUCGGACAACAAGUGGUAGUUGGUACGCCUGGACGCGUUUUGGAUAUGAUGCAACGUCAUGCUCUUGGUACAAAUAAUCUUAAGCUUUUUGUUCUCGACGAAGCUGAUGAAAUGCUUUCUCGUGGCUUCCGUGAGCAGAUAGAACAGAUCUAUCGAUUUCUUCCCCAUUCUUGUCAGAUACUUCUUUUUUCCGCAACUAUGCCACCUGAAAUUGUCGAAGUUACUAAGGAAAUGAUGACGGACCCUGUUAAUAUCUUGGUCAAGAAAGAGGAACUUACUUUGGAUGGCAUCAAACAGUUUUACAUUCAGGUCCAUGAGGAGAAGAAUAAGCUGCUUACCCUUGUUGAGCUCUACGAGCUAUGUAACCUUAGCCAAGUUGUCAUCUUCCUGAAUACUAUUAACAAAGUCCAGGAACUAUAUCAACAACUGCAGGAGAGAAAGUUUGUUGUUUCGUGCAUUCAUAGCGCUAUGGAACAAGUCGAGCGAGAUCGCAUUAUGCAGGAAUUUAGAAAUGGAGAGUCUCGAAUCUUGUUAGCAACAGAUGUUUUGGCUCGUGGGAUUGAUGUUCAACAGGUUUCGAUUGUAAUCAAUUAUGAUCUGCCAACGAAUCGUGAAACGUAUAUUCACAGAAUCGGUCGUGGUGGUCGGUUUGGUCGAAAGGGAACCGCAAUCAACUUUGUGUGCGAUGACGAACAGCAUGUCUUGCGUCAAUUUAUCGACUAUUACAACACACAAAUCAACGAACUCCCCGAGGACGCUCAUUACAUGGAGACAAUUUCUGGUAAGCGAAUGAAAUUUGAUUGUUAG